GGCGAGAGAAUGGACGCUGAUUUCUGCCUUCGCACUCUUCGCCCAUACCCCAACGUCCUCCCCUUCUCGAUACCAUGGCGGCACUCUCUUCUCCUCCCACGCUCGUCCGCACGCCACCCUCGCUGCGACGCCUCGAUCCACGCCCUGGCGGCUUGCCCAAUACCAGAUACAGACGCAACGCUCUGCGCUCACAGACUCCAAAGUCAUCGAGUCCACCUACCGACUCCAUCUCCAUCCUCGACAAGGCCAUCGCGGCUGCAGCAUCCGGUUCUUUCAGCGACUCGUCGCCUCCUUCUCUUGCUCUCCUUCCGCUACGCGUACGCCGAGCACCAAGCCUCACCGAGCUCCGUGUCCUCAACACAGCCUCCUCCAGCGCACGUCAGAGACGUCGUCGUCGUCGAGCCAACUCGUGGAGCCCCGGUCCAGACUAUCAAAACUUUCAGUUUCACUUGGAGGAUAUCAACAGCUCGCCCCUCAGCAGCUCUCCCUCUCCCUCUCCUCCUCCUCAUCAAGACGCUCAACCCUUCCAGGCCAACUUCUUUGUCCAUUCAGACAACCUCACACCUAGCACGGCAAGCACGAGUCCAAGCCCACUCGACGAUCGUCAGCUUCGCCGUUUAUCAAGCAUCACCGAGGUGAGCAACAGUAGCGAGGAAGACCAGCAAGGGCCAGUUACCCCAACCCUACUACACCACCCUCUGGCGGCCACCAUGCUCUACCGUCGCCCACCAUCGGCUUCGGAAGUUGCCCCUUCCCACUCUUCCUCCCACCCUUUCAAGGCCGCUUCCGAGCCGCGCCGUAGCCGCUCGUGCAGCUCGACGUCUUCGCAGGCUACCAUCGUCGAUGCGACCCCGCAGUCGUCCUAUACCAACGCCUUUGCCGCCUCAUCCUCGAAUUCAGUCGACUCCGCCGCCAGCGCUUCAGCCAGCACCAGCAUCGCAACCUCCUCUUUCCCUCAACCACCACCCCGCGCGGAAACCCGUGACGGCAGCCUCUGCUCUAGCGGCGGUGGCGCGGUCAUGCAAGGCCUUGGGCUGGGCAUCGUACCGGACGACGCCUUGCUCGAUGACGAUGUCAGCGAACUUAGCCUGGUCACCGACGAGGAAGAGGAAGCGCACACGGACGAAGACGAUGAGGACGACGAGUACCGCCCGCCUCAGCCACGAUUCCUCGACCGACGAUCCCACUCGCUUCCCCUCCCCACACUGGACUCCACCCUGCACCACCGUCGAGCUCGCAAGGCUGAGCCUGGCUUUACCAUCUUGCUCGACCAGGGGAGCCGCGAUGGCUCAAUAGACUCGCUGAAUAUGCUGCGUCGACCGAGUGCACCUCUCUCUAGCGUACCACUUCCCAACGUCUGCUGCGUCCGCCGUGACAGCGUGGAUGGUGGUGCAGCUCGCUACUACGAUGCGCCCGUCUCCCCUUCUCUGCACUCCUCGGAUGGGGCUUGCUCCGGCUCGGGAAUUGGCAGCGGCUCCGGCACUAGCAGCAGCAGCAUGUCCACGGACCAUUGGGCCAACUUGAUCGAGUACGAGUACCGCGGCGACGAGAACAACAGCGAGGAGACGACGCCUGUCGCCGACGUCAGCGCCGGCAGUGGCAGUGCUCUUGGACUCUCCUUUGACGCCGACAUCCAAGCGAGGCGCCCAGGCCGCAACCCGGGCUACGACACAAAGCUGCGCGUCACGGGGAUCCCAUGGCUUGACGACGAGCUGCGAGCAGAGGGAGCGCUGGAUGUAGACGAAAGCCCUGCCUUGCCCGAGACACCGCCUGAGCUCCUUUGCGGGCAGGAGAGCUGGCUUGGUGAUGACGACGACGAAGACAUGCUUGACGCCAUGAUGGCCAAAGCGUUCAAGCCUCAGGCCAAGCGCGACUCGAGGCGUCUCUCCGCCAUGCGCCCUGCCACGGCCAAAACCAUUGCCUCAAUCGAGUCGACCCGUACCAGUCGCAGCGACAGCAUCAACUCGAUGGGCACUCGCGCCAGUGCAGCAAUCAGCUUCAACAGUGAGCCUACUCACUCUCAAGUGCCUGAGCGCAAGCGCAAGAAGUUGCAAGCCAAGCUGCGUCUUCUCGCCUCCCUGCCUAUGGCGCCUCCUCGCACGACCUCGCUCGCACCUACCGGUGCUACGACUUCUGCUACGACGUCGCAUACCUCGACCACCUCCUCUCACAUGUCGCUCAACUCGGCCAUUUUCCCGAUUGCCGGGCUGUCCUCCACCCUCCCUGCUCCUAUGAACGCCGAUCACAAGCAGCGUCGCCUAGCCAGUAUGGGCGAGGCGCCAGCCUUCCCCAGCAGCGUAGGGGACGACAAUCAGGUGGGGGAUGAGCGGCAGAUGCUGGCUGCCCUCGCCGGUAUCGUACCCACAUCGGUGGCUCCGCUCCCGGCUCGCCCUCCUCGUCGCACCCCGUCCACCUCGCUCCAGCGUAACGGCAGUGGGGCUCUGCGCGAGUCUCGAUCCACCACGGCUGUAGGUCGCAGGUACAAGGAGCAGAGUGCCGAGGUUGCCCGCCCCUCAAUCCUGGUAGGCAAGCCGAGCGACUCCAACUCUCCCCGCAGCGUGAGGAGCACGGAACACAUUGGCGCAUCCCCCUCGAUCCGCUUCCGUCGAGAGGACGACCUCAUCAGGCCUACUCUGCGCAGGGCAGCCAGCAACUCGAGUGCCGCCGCUGCAUCGUCGUCGAGCAGCUCGUCUUCCUUCAACAACACCUCGCAAGGCAGGCCAUCCACCGAGCCCAAGGAGAAUUACGGUAGCGGUCGUCGCAGCUUCGGUGACAUGCUUCGUCCCUCGAUGGACCUAUUGCGCCCUCAUGCCUUGCAGGCGGGCGGCGGGUCUUCUCGCUCCAAUUUCUUCUCCCGCUCUCGACAGUCUCCCUCUCCCUCCCCUGAGUCGACGGGCAGCAACGAGGUCUCGCUCACGUUCAAGGAGCGUACAUUGGGUGGACGAGUGGCCAAGAGCGUCGACUUUGGGAGCAGAUUGAGCUUCUGGAACAGCGAUGAGGCGCGAGAGAGUAGUCACGGUCGAGCGGCUACGCCCGUGAAUGGGAGUGGUAGCGGUAGUGGUGGGUGGUUGAAGAAGAGCAGGAGCAGGUUGAGGAUGAUGGCUGCCUGAGCGGGCCGUGGACCAGACUACUGUCAUUUGUAUACCAAU
Jaminaea rosea is the source of this 3149-nucleotide messenger RNA. RefSeq lists its product as hypothetical. The transcript has a single exon. The record is from RefSeq and is a predicted model, not a curated record. NCBI's taxonomy places the organism in Eukaryota, Fungi, Basidiomycota, Exobasidiomycetes, Microstromatales. The coding region runs from base 75 to 3110 and encodes 1011 amino acids.